UGCAAUGGCGUGACACAGUUUAGAGAAAAUGUGAGGAAGAAACCGCGGAGACUCGAAUGUAUGCAAGUCGCAUAUAUGUGUCAUUUCCUGUCCACUAUCUUUCCAAGACCGCACGUACACAGGACUUGACAAUGUAAAAGAAAGUUGUCCUUUCCAUUGAAUUCAGCGAAGUGAACCGGCACGCAAUAAGCUGAAUGAUCCCCCGACGUAAUCUGCAAGCUUAUUGCCGUCUCAGUGUUGUGAAUUUCAAGGCCUGUGCAUGCUUCUACCUGUCUGAGAUUCUGAGCCAUUGUAAACACUGAGUCAAAUGGAAUGUUAUUCAUCAGACCAGAAGGAGUAUGUGUUUUCGGUGCGGUUAGGACAUUCGGAUCUUACUUACUCUCGCCUUUUCUCAGAAGAAAUUGCAAGAUCGAGAGUUGUCAACAACAAAUGAAUGACAUCUAGGAGCUGGAUCCCCACGUGUGGAUUGUGUGUGUUUCAGUGGAGGAAUUUCUUUAUCUAUUUUGUCUUGAUCUUAUGGUUAGUUCUAUAUCUAGUCCAGUGUUUACAAAGCCAGCAUCAGCGUGAGUAUGAGGCUGAUAGAGCGACCAACGAGGAUUUACCUGUGAGAAAACCCAAGCUUGAAAAUUUUGAAAAUGGCAGAGGACAGGGCCUACAUGACGAACCCUCUUGUAGUGUGGGUGGAAACUUUUCGAGGCAGUGACAGCCCACCUCUGAAAUACAAGGAUUUAUACGAUGGAGUUUUCCUGUGUGAUGUCAUGCAACAGAUUGACCCCAGACCUGCAUACCAGAAUCUACAUAGGGUAGUGGAGGAUGACGCUUCUAUCCGACAGCUGAACUGGGAUUUGCUCAUCAAGAACAUCCGAGCGUACUAUCUGGAGGUACUGCAACAACUGCUCAUCCUCAAACUUCCCAACAUCCACGCCAUCUGCCGCGACCCACAUAAAGACUCCAGCUUUGAGGAGAUCCGCAAGGUGCUGCUGCUGGUGCUGGGAUGUGCUGUCCAGUGUGAACACAAGCAGAGCUUCAUCGAGAACAUCAAGCAGCUCGAGAUAGAGGUGCAGCAUGCCAUCGUGGAACACAUCAAGGAGAUCACAGAUGACAGUGAGGCUGUCCUCCCCAUCGAGCCCCCAGCAGAGCUGGAAGCGUACACGGAGAAGAUGUUUACGCACCUCACCAGGCUGAUCAAGGAGAGGGACGAUGUCUCAGAGCUGAUGACGGACCUGUCCCAGGAGCGAGACUUCUACCAGUCCCAGGCUGAGGGUGCUGCAGCUCCUGUAGUCCCCACUGUCACCCCCGAGAAACAUCAUCUAGCAGUGGAACUCGCUGAGUCCAAGGCCAAGCUACGUCGCACUAGACAGGAACUGGAAGAGAAACAAGAACAGUUGUCUGACAUCAAGGAUGAGCUGGAGGACACGAAAGGAUCAAUGGCCAAACUCCGGAAUGAGAACCUUGAUCUGACCCAAGACGCGCGGGCAACUCGGGCUCUGAGAGACGAGCUGGAUAUCAUUAAGGAGAAGGCGAGCAAGGUUGACACGUACGAGAAGGAGAUCAGCAAGUACAAGGAGCGACUGAAUGAGCUGGAGUUCUACCGGGCUCGCAUGGAGGAGCUGAGGGAAGAGAACAACAUCCUAGAAGAGACGAAGACCGUUCUGGAGGACCAGCUGGCAAGCAGCCACAAGAGAGUUGAGACUGUUCGCGAACUUGAGAAUGAACUGCUCAAAUUCCGCGAGCUCACCCAGGAAAUGACUGCUGAGAGAGAUGGUGACCGGGAGAAGAUCCAGCAACUAACUGAAGACAUCUUACGACUGGAAAUGGACAAGAAGAACUCAAUGAACGAGAGCGCCAACCUGGAACAGGAACUUCAGGAUGCCAGGCACAGGCCAGGAGUUGUAAGUGGCUCCCUGUCUGACCAGCUGAGUGAAACGUCAAAUGCUCGGAUCCUACGACUGCAGCUGGAGAACCAACAGCUGCACGAGAAGCUCCAGGAAGCAUCAGAGAAUGCACUGAUCCAGAACACAGCCAUCAACCUGGAGAAUGAGAAGGAGAUCCAGAGACUCUCCAAGAAGCUGGAGAAGCUCCAGGAAAGCAAUUCCUUGGCUUCCCAGGAGUGUCUGGACAUGGAGGAGCAGAAGGACGAGCUUUGUCGGGAGAAGGAAAAGUUGAUCGUCACCCUUGAGAUGGUGAAAGAGAACAGUGAUCGGCAGGUGCGCGAACUGGAGGCUGAGAACGAGCAUCUCGCCCAAACCAUUGAUGUUCUCCGGGAACGUAAUGAGAAGUCAAAUGAUGCUCGGACUAAAGAUUUGGAAAGGGAAAAUCGAAGACUCCACGAAACAGUGACAACUAAGAAUGCUAUGCUUUCAAAACUUGAGUUUGAAACAAAACAAUUAAACAGGUCGUGUCAAAAGUUGAAGGAAAAUGUUGAUAAGGUGCCAGAACUUGAGGAUGAAAAUAAUAAACUGGAAAAAGAGAAUUCUGAAAUGCAUAAACAGAUUACCACGCUAGAAUUAACCUGUGAUAAACUUAGUACUGUGGAACAAGAGCUUUCUGAUUUAGAUGUGGAGAACAGGAAGUUGUCCAAAACUGUGGAAACUUUGCAGAAUUCUCUCAGGAAGAAGGAACAGUUGGAGGAACAGAACAUCAACUUGACAGUGGAAAAUCAGAAACUACAGAGAACGUUAGACUCUUUACGUGAUUCCUCAGAGAAAAAUUUCCAGUUAGAAAAUGAUAAGGAUGUGUUAAAUAGAGAAAUACAACAGCUGAAGAAAUCUUUGGAAUCUCAGAAGCAGCAUAAAGCAAAACAAGAACAGAUGGAAUUUGAACUGUUAGACAUAGACAAUGAAAAUCAAAGACUUCAGAAAUCUCUAGAUAUCACCACGAGGAGGAUGGAGCAGUUAGAAAAUGAUAACAGCGAUCUAGAAAAUGAAAAUGAAAAGCUUGCUAAGACAUUAGAAUCAAUGAAAGUAUCAAUCAAAAGGUUAGAAGAGAAAGAGAAAGAAGCAUUGGAGACCGAAACCGAAUUGAGCGAACUGCAAAAAGAGAAGGUUGCUCUGGAAAAAGAGAAUAAGAAAAUUAGGCAGUCGCUUGAUGUACGAGAAUCGUCUUAUGAGGAGGUGACGGCACACGCGGCUCUGGAGCAGCAACACAAGUCUCUGAAGAAGUCCAUGGAGAAACUGAAGGAGACCUGCGCCCGUGUCCGGGACCUGGAGAAGGAGAACAAGGAUCUCCUGCAGGAAGUCCAUCUGGAUAAGAAGACCAUCCCUGCUCUCAGAGAGGACCUGGUGAAUGAAAAGAUUAAGUCCACCACUCUGUGCAAUGAGUUGGAGACCUUGAAACAUGAGCUGGAGCGUGUAGGCAUCAACAAGGAGAAGCUGGUCAUGGCUGAACAGAUGCAGGACGAUAGUCGCUACCAGGCACUGGAGUCCAUGAUGGAGGAUGCCUUCAAGAAGAGCCUGGAUUUGAAGGAGCAAAAGAUACAGCUAUUAGAAAGCCGGUUGGAGGAGUCAAAGAGCUGGAACCAGAAGCUGAAUGACCUGCGAGAGGCGCGACGUGAGUCCGAGAUGCUGAAACAGAGACAUGAAGAAGAGGAGAUCUACAGGGAGAGUGACAGGAAGAAUGAGUCUGUGCGGUCAGAGCAUCACCAUCAUCAUCAUGCCACACAGGACAUCCUGGAUCUCAAGGACCAUCUGGUGCAGGUGGAAAGGACGAAUGCCACACUGAUGUCAGAGAACAGUAACCUUAAAAGCCAGAACACCUACCUGAAUGACCACAUUCAGAAACUAGAUGAUCAGAAUCUCAACCUCCAGUCCCGGACAUCCUCCCUCCAAGAGCAGUUCGUCGCCUUACAGUCUCAGAAUGCCAAGCUCCAGGUUGAAACCACGACCCUCCAGUCCAAGUGUUCGUCUCUCUUUUCACACAACAACGCUCUGCAGAGUCAGAUGUCCACCCUGGAGUCGGAACACGAACUGUUGAUCCAGAACCAUGAGGACCUCCAGACAUCACAUGAGUCCUUUGUGUCAGACCAUGAGUCCCUGCAGCAGCUUCAUGAGCAACUGACAACAGACUACGAGUCCCUCAUCUCCGAACAUGGGUCCCUGAAGUCCAUCCAUAAGUCUCUGAAGAACGAGCUGAAGGACCUUCAGGAGCAGCUGGACUCCUUGCUGCAAGGGAAGGAUGAUGUCAACAAGCUGCGAGAGGUUCUAGAGCGGGAGAGAGAGCAGCUCAAGUCUGAACUCAGGGCUCUGGGCAAUCUUCAGAUGGACUAUGACAAGCUGCGUGAUGAGCAUGAUCGAUUGAGAAGUGGUUACGAUAAACUGAGUCAAGAUUAUCGCGGGGUUUUGACUGAUCACAAGCAGAUGAAGAAGGACAACCACACACUGAAUCUGAAGAACACGGAGAUGACGGGGGAGGUCGGGGAAUAUAAAGACACCGUAACCACCAUGGAUGUGGAGAUGCAGAAACUGGAGAACAGGUUUGAUGCACUGUACCAGGUGAACCAGAAGUUGGAUGAGGAGAACCCAUUGCUGUACCAGGUGCAGCAGCUUCUCAAUCAGAACCAAGACCUCCUUACUCAGGCCCUCAACAGCAAGGACCAACAGCAGGAGGAGCAGAAGUCCUACAUAGAGAAGUUGGCUGACCUGCGUCGGCAGAAAGAGCGUCUGGAGGAGAAGAUCAUGGAACACUACAAGAACAGAUGGGACUCCCCCAAGAAGAACAAGGGUUUCGGUGCAAUGAUAGCCAGGAAGGCCAAGGGAAUUAUUUCUCGGAGACAGCGAAGUAAAAGUCGACCAAAUCUGGCAUCAGAGAGUCCUGAGAACUCAACCAUGGGAUCUAUGUCACAUGCAGAGUCAGGCGACCACAUCAACGACAGUCGGAAAUCAGGUGCAAAAUCCACUGAGGAUAUCGUGAAUGACUUGUCACACAGUGGGAGCGGGGAGAAGGACUCCUUGUCGUCAGGCAACUCCACACAGCUUCUUCCAGGUUUGGGGCGUCAGUACCAGGCUGCAGAUGAGGAGGCUGGCUUCAUGCCGCUGUCACCCAAGUCUCCUGUUGCCCGGCGACCAGGCUCACCUGGAAGUGAGAUGCUCACCUUGGCACAGUUCCUUAACGAGGCCAACAAGCAGAGUCCUCCAAGGAAGUCUGUAGACCGGAGGAGCCAGGAUGAAGAGUCCCGUAGUACGGGGAGUGCUAGUUCCGACCCGGCAAGUCGUGCCAUGAGGAAGCCCUCGUCUGUGUCCCAACAGCAUGACAUGAGCCAUCGCUACAGUACCCAUGGCAACCAUGGCAGCCACAUCCCGGAUGUUGCCGCAUCAGCACAGCCAAACACAGAUCUGAACAUGUCUGUACUGUCAAGGAUAUCAGGUGGAAGUGCUAACAUUCCAGAAACAUCUCCACCUCCAAGCAACCGACAAGAUCUGAAAACAUCCACUCCUAAAGCUAAUACUGAACUUUAUGGUCCUCGAGCCUAUACAUACGAAAGAUCAAAAACACUGGAAAAUACAAAAUGGCAAAAUAUGCAAAACUCUUCACAACGCCUUCCAGUUGAAGAUGCCCGUUCACCACCUCACACUUAUGCAAAGAGAUUGGAGGACUAUAGGGCUCCUCAGGGAGCUGAGACAAGUCUCUUGAACACGUCCACUGUGUCUUACCAGUACGGUCAGCCCAUACCUCAAAUGUCUAGUCCAGAGCCAGUACGUUCUCCUCCUCCACCUCCAGGUGCCAGGCCGUCCCAGAGAGAACUACCUCCAACUCCAGUAGAAAGAGUCAAUCUGGCUCCAGCUGAGCGACUGGACCGUCUGACCAUGAUGGGCAGUGGCAGCUCAUCCACUGAUCAGGCCUCCCUUCCUGGUCACUAUAGCAACAGGCAGAGUCACAUGGGUGAUGGUCGUGGGUACGAUAGAGAGAGCAGCUCCGGACAUUUCAGUCGGGAACCAAGACCACAACCUCAGGGAGGUAUACGUGGUCAGUCACCAGCUGCACCUAGAAACUACAGGUCUCACUCGCCAGGAGGAAGUAGUAAUCACUAUGCAACACCAAGCAGACCGUCCUUGCCCAGCACUUCUUCUACCAGCUCCCAGGAGAGAGGGCAGGGGAGACAGACCUCCACCGUAUGGUAGGCCAACAGGAGCAGCAGCACAGUUCCAACACAGAACACAAAACAGUUUGGUUCCUAACAACCGUCCUUCAUCAAACCGUCCUGCUAGUGUCAUGGGUCAUCCAGCCUUCCAGGUUUCAUCUCAGGGUUCCUCCAGGACUGACCCUAUUUAUUCCACAGUAGAUAAAGUCCGAUCCAGCCGACCAACAACUCUGGAAGGUGGUUCUGGCACAAAGCCUCAUUCAUCGGCAUCACAGACUAAUGGCCCUUACACUCAGAACAGCUACACUUCUCGGUCACAAACGGCAGAGCGGCCAAAGUCUGUUCCACCACAUCUGUUCAAUCAGAACAUGAACAAUGACUAUCAGCCCUCAGCUCAGAGGCGAGGUAAUGUUCCUCCUGUGCCUCCUCCAAGGAGGAGUAGGGAACCAGGGCCAAUAAGCCAGCCAGGAAACACGGUCAGUUUAAUUCGUGAACCGGGCAGUCUAGGAUCUCGGCCCUCAAUUGACGGCUCCAAUGUUCCUGGUCCUCAACAACCGUCCAACAGUCAGAUGGGGUUGUCAGCCACAGCAAGGCUCUUGCCCAACACUGCCCGGCAUCAGACUCCUACAGCCCGUAUACAGCCGCAGGCCAAAUCCUCAUCCAGUAAGACUGCUCAGGCUGUCAGGCCAGUCAAACCUGAGGACCAACCACAACAGAGACCUGACCAAGGUCAAGGUCAAGGUCAAGGUCAAGGUCAGGGACAGGGUCAAGGACAGGGACCAAACAAGAGCUCUGUGUGGUAUGAAUAUGGUUGUGUGUAGCCUUGUGUGUGUCUUUAGGUUUUAUCAAAUUCAUUCCAGUUUAUAUGAAGCAAAUGUUUGAACAUAUGUUUAUGUUGAUCUUGUAGUAAAUUAAUAUCACAAUAUUCUCAGUUAAUGUUUGUAAAUAAAUCACAGGCUAUAAGACUGAAAUUAGUACUGAAAGGACUGUUCCAGUUCCCAAUGCAAUAUCAGGGACCUGUUAUAAGAAUUCUGUGAUAUGUUUGGCUCCAGAUACCAAAUGUAUAUUAAUCAUUUUAGUACAUAAACAUUCCAGCAUUUAGUGCUCUGUAGAUUCUUAACAUGUACCAUGCAAGUAUCCCAUUUUUUCAUGAUCGUGUUUGAUAGGAAAAGAUUUUACAGUCAAAAAUGCAUUUUUAACCCUUAAGCAUUGAUGGAUUAUCCCAACUGCUUUGGUAAUGACCAUGAUUGUCAUAUUGCUUGAUUCAUUCCCAUACAUGGCUUUGUUAUAUGUUAACGCUUUGCAUCUACUAAGUUGUUACAGCUCAAUGGAAAGCUAUGUAAAUCUAAGCACUACAAUUGUACAGCUCUAUCUCCAAGAAAUGAGGAUUUUACAGGAAAAGGAAUUUCAAUAAAUUCACCAAAUUUCCAGAAAGAUGUGUCCAGUCGUACAUUUAAUCACGUAGCCACCUGUUGCCUGGCUUCCUUCUAUCCUGAGCAUCCAUCAUUGCUGCUUACUAAUGGGUGCUGGUGUUUUUCUCUCUCCAACAGGCAUCGCAGAUGACUUGAUUUACUGACUGCAUGCUGGGUCUCUACCCAGGUGGCUCGUCUGGGUGGUCACCAGUUGUCUCCCUUGGAAUGGGUUGUUCAGCAUGUUGGAGUCUCUGUUCUUGUUUCACACAGUGGAAGCUUUGUUUACUUUGGUUGUAUUUUUUGUUGAUUUAUUUCCCUGUUAGACUGUUGAAUUGUUUGUGUUGUGCUCCAUAACCCAUCAUUGUACGUUGGUGUUGUGACUGGUGACGACUCACGCAACACUCAGAUUAAUCCUGUACGGCCAUGUUGAAGUAAUGUUCGUGUCAGGAAUCUGCAGUGGUGUUCCAGAUAAUCUGUGCAUAUUUUGAGUGUUGUGGAAGUGAAUGGUAGUUGACUCAUGCAUGCUUUGGUACCCUCGUAAUCUUGGUGGCUGGUAACAUCCUGGUAAUCUUGUUGCCUGGUAACCUCAUUCUUUCUGCUCUCUUGGUAAUCUUGCAUGUCCUUUACAGUAACUUUCAGAGCCUGAAGAACUCUGUCAUGUAAUCAAUAAUCAUCAACUUCAUAUUUUAACCCAAGCUCGAUUGGAUUAUCUGGUUGAGACUUGAUUAUUGCCACUGUCAUAAAGCUGGAAUAUUACUAGAUGCAGCACUGAACAACAUACUAAUCCUGAUUCGGGUUCAUUAGAGCGUCUUAUCCCAGUGGUAAAGGGUUGGGUAUCAGAGAAUGACAGCUUUGUGCAAGGAACUCUAGGAAGUGGUGAUUCUACAGAUAUUCUGAGCUCUCCUCUUUAGCAGGAGCAGCAGACUGUCAAGUGAGAUUUAAGGCUUCUUGUCAUCCACAUAACCCAGGAAAAUAUAUGUAUGCAGGA
Haliotis rubra (blacklip abalone) is the source of this 8476-nucleotide messenger RNA. Its product is annotated as girdin-like. The record is from RefSeq and is a predicted model, not a curated record. Lineage: Eukaryota; Metazoa; Mollusca; Gastropoda; Lepetellida; Haliotidae. Gene Ontology annotation, molecular function: microtubule binding; dynein light intermediate chain binding. Gene Ontology annotation, cellular component: cytoplasm; centrosome. Gene Ontology annotation, biological process: cytoplasmic microtubule organization; cytoskeleton-dependent intracellular transport.